AUACGCCCCUUUCCUUUCUCAAAAGACCAAGCUCAUCAGUCCGUGUGACCAUUUUGUUACGCAUGUGCUUGCCCGCGACAAAAUGUGCGGAGUAAAAUUUCAUAUAAGUCCCACAACCUGAGAUAUCUCCGCCUCUUAGCCUUACCCAGCUUGCGGCCAUCUUUUCUGCAGCAAUCCAGACACCCGGAUAUGUAAUUCCCCAGGGUGUUGGAUACACGUUGUAGACAUAUACUAUAGAAAGACGAAAGGAUGGCGAAUACUGCACCAUUGCUGUGUGUUUAAGGCUAUAUCCAUCACGGCGUGCAAACCAAUCACUCUUCAUCCUUAGCCGGGCGUAAUUAACUUAUACAUUGCAUGGUACCAACUAUGGAAAAGGAGAGAAUGACCAAGCGUCCAAGCCCAAUGCUGAGUGCCAACAUUUUGUCGAAAAUGUUGUUUUGGUGGUUAAACCCAUUGCUGACUAAAGGUAAAGAGAACAAGUUAGUAGUGGAGGACAUGUUCAACAUCUUGCCGGAGGAUGGCAGCGCUCACUUAUCCAUUGCGUUAGAAAGAGCCUGGAACAAGGAACUUAAAAUGGCGGAGCUUCGAGGUAGUAAACCUAGCUUCAUGAAGGCACUCUUUAGGGCUUUUCCUUUAUCAUUCGCCACCGUGGGCUGUAUAGCAUUUUUGGAGGUACACUAUGCGUACACUAUGUGUCAUUAUAUACAAAAAUCACUUAUAGUAUUGUUUGGUACAUAUCCUUUCUUCUUCUUAUUCCAACAGCAAGUUUCCCUUGUAAUUCAGACCAUUUUGCUUAGAGGUCUGAUCAGAUACUUUUCGCCUGAAUCCAAUAUGACGCAAUGGGAAGGCUACAUGUACGCAACUGGAGUCAGUCUUAUGUACCUUUUAUCGGUAGUUUUCCAUCACCUAUGCUUCUUUAAGGCAGGGAAACUUGGAAUGCAAGUGCGGAUAGCUUGUUGUUCAAUGGUGUACAAAAAGACUUUAAGGUUAAGCCAAGCAGGAUUGAGUGAAACUACACCUGGCCAUAUUGUGAAUCUGAUAUCAAACGACGUCAACAAAUUUGACAAGGCUUUGCUCUAUAUCAACUUCGCGUGGAUUUUCCCCAUUGUCAUCAUCAUUGUGUUUGUGAUACUAUGGAAUAUCAUUGGUCCAUCUUGCCUUGCCGGAUUCGCAUUACUUCUUCUUCUGGCACCGACGAAUAUUGGAUUGGGGACUUUAUAUGGAAAGCUGAGAACGAAAACCGCCGUGAGAACAGACAAGCGUAUUCGAAUCAUGAGUGAGCUGAUCUCCGGGAUGCGAGCAGUCAAGAUGUACUGCUGGGAGAAACCAUUUGCUGCAAUAAUAAGCCAGCUAAGAAGAGAGGAAAUCAAGUACAUCAGAUUCACAAGUUACGCACGAGGAAUAAGUGCUUCGCCAACUCUUUUUACCACCAAUAUCAUGAUGCUCAGUAAUAUCGUUGCCUAUAUAAUGGGUGGCAAUACCCUGACACCUGAGAGCGUUUUUACCAUGCUGGCUUUGUAUAAUUCCACGUGGUUCUUAACCAAUUCUGCCCUGCCUUUAGCCAUUCAACACGGGUCGGAAGCCAAAGUUACUAUUAGACGAAUUCAGAACUUCCUGCUGUUAGACGAGUUGGAUAGAGGUGACACAGGCGCGUCCAGCUCUGCAGCUGUCGGCAUACUUGUCAACAACAUAACAGCUUACUGGAAUAUGCGGUUAGGUCCAACACUCAAGGACAUUAAGUUUGAAUUGUUAGGAAACGAACUUGUUGCAGUCAUAGGACCUGUUGGGGCCGGAAAAUCAUCGUUACUUAUGGCUAUUCUCAAAGAGCUGCCGGUGACCAGUGGCAGGAUACACACAAGAGGCUCCAUUGCUUACGUACCUCAGCAGCCCUGGGUCUACUCCGCAUCAUUGAGACAGAAUGUGCUGUUUGGGAAAGAAUUCAAUCAGAAGAGAUAUUGGGACGUCAUACAGGCUUGUGCCCUGAACAAGGAUAUAGAAGAUCUUCCCCAUGGAGACCACACUCUGGUUGGGGAGAGAGGUGUCAACCUCAGCGGAGGUCAAAAAGCAAGGGUCUGCUUGGCAAGAGCUCUUUAUUUUGACGCGGAUGUAUACCUUCUGGACGACCCUCUAAAUGCCGUCGACACUGUUGUCGGGAAGCACAUAUUUGAAAGGUGCAUUAAUGGAUUUUUAAAAGGAAAACCGAGAAUUCUUGUCACACAUCAACUCCAGUAUAUACAGGCAGCAGACAAAAUCCUUGUCUUGAAGAAGGGGGAGACAGUUGGCUUAGGAACAUAUCCAGAGCUUACAGCUGCAGGGAUCGACUUUGUAUCACUUGUUACACAUUAUAAUAAACACGCUGAGGAAGAUGACACCCCUGAGCUCCCUGCACUUAAUUCACCUCGUAUAGAGAGUUCUGCAAAACAUUUUAGAAAAAAGCCUAGUAGUGCCAUGGGUAAACCAACGGCUGAAACGAAUGGCCGCAGCCUUGACCUAACGGAAAAGAAGGUAGAUCAACCCGAGGAAAUGAGGUCAGAAGGAACGAUUGGCUGGAGAGUAUACAUGGCAUUUUUAAGCGCAUGUGGGGGACCUCCAGCUAUUAUUUCAAUCGCACUUUUCAAUAUCAGCUGUGCUGUAGUGCUUGCGUCGUCUGAUUGGUGGUUGGCACACUGGUCAAACCAAGAAGAAGAAAGAAUGAAUAUGUUAUCACAAACAGCAGUAGAUGGUACAAAUGAAGCUACCAAGGGCAACAUGGCAUCACACGACAUAAUGCAUGGCAUUUACAUAUACCUCGGACUAGUUAGCGGACUUGUUGUCCUGAGUAUAGGCCGACACAUGUCUUUCUAUGCCCUCUGCGUCAAUGCCUCUCAGAAGCUACACGACAAGAUGUUUGACAGUGUCGUUCGAGCUCCGAUUUAUCUGUUUGACAACAACCCUGUCGGGAGGAUUUUAAACCGCUUUUCAAAGGACGUAGGCCAGAUAGAUGAUUUUCUUCCUGCAAUAUUUGAUGACGUUUUGCGGAACCUGUCCAUUAAAAUAUUAGGAGUGAUUGUCAUAGUAGUUAUUGUAAUUCCGUGGAUCCUAAUCCCUACUGUACUUCUACUGGCGCUGUUUAUUUACAUCAACCAUUUCUAUCUGGCGACAUCAAGGGAUAUAAAACGCCUUGAAGGCACAACUAGAAGUCCAGUCAUUUCUCACCUUAGCGCAACUUUGCAAGGCCUCUCGACCGUGAGAGCGUUCAACGCCGGGGACGAGUUUUCCUCAGAAUUUGACAACCACCAAGAUACGCACACAAGAGCUUGGUUCCUGUUCCUUUCUCUGUCACGAUGGCUUGGAACAAGAUUAGAUCUGAUUAGCGCCGCCUUUACCAUUUCGGUGUGCUUUAUUUGCGUAAUUGCCAAAGAAAACCUCUCUCUCACUGCCGGGUUGGCUGGACUAGUGGUUACAUAUUCCAUCUCCCUUUUGUUUUCAUUUCAAUGGGGCGUUCGACAAAGUGCGGAGCUUGAGAAUCAGAUGACAUCUGUGGAGAGAGUUAUGGAAUACUCACAACUAGAGCCAGAGGCAGCAUUGGAAACAGACGCCAAACCACCUUCAGAUUGGCCUCAGCAUGGCGCCAUAACCGGAAAACAAGUAUCGUUCCAUUACGGCGAUUUUGGUCCUCUUGUCUUGAGACAUCUUGAUUUCGACAUUAAACCAAAAGAAAAGGUUGGAAUAGUUGGUAGGACUGGAGCAGGGAAAAGCUCAUUUGUCAACAUGUUGUUCCGAAUGGUGGAACUAGGAGGAACCGUGACGAUAGAUGGCGUAGACAUCAGUAAAAUUGGGUUGCAUGAACUAAGGGGAAAUAUUUCCAUCAUUCCACAGGAUCCAAUUUUAUUCUCUGGUCCAAUCAGAAGAAACCUUGAUCCAUUCAAUACAUUCUCCGAUGUUCACAUUUGGGGUGCUUUGGAACAGGUGCAGCUGAAAACGAUGAUAAGUAGCCUACCUGGACAACUGCAGUAUGUCCUUUCGGAAGACGGUUCAAAUUUGAGUGUUGGACAACGUCAGCUACUUUGUCUUGCGAGAGCUAUUUUAAAGAAAAAUAAGAUAUUGGUUUUAGACGAGGCAACAGCCAAUGUAGACACAAGGACGGACCGUUUGAUUCAGCAGACGAUCAGGGAGAAGUUCAAAGAGUGCACUGUUCUAACUAUCGCCCAUCGCCUGCACACCAUCAUGGAUUCUGACAGGGUCAUGGUUUUUGGUGAGGGAAAAAUCCAAGAAUUUGACGAGCCAUUUAUUUUACUACAAGAAAAGAACAGUGCCUUAUGCGAACUAGUGGACCAGACAGGAAGACAUAAUGGUGACAUGUUACGUAAAAUGGCACAGCAGGCUCAUAUGUCAAAGAAGAGAUCGUGGACUCAGUUGUUGUAAUGCUCCUUGUAUAAUGCGUAUGUUUUGACAAUAAUGCUCAUACCAGAGAAAAGAAACGGAACAUACUCCAGUAGUCGGGAAUUUGGUGUAAACUCUUUAUUUCUUCUUUGUCGUUUAGAUAAGCAUGUAAUUUAUUUUACAAAAAAGUGUUCGGUUUUUAAUUUUGAAUAUUUCAAUAUAUUUAUUAGACAAAGUUGAAACUUAUAUAUAUCUUUUAAUUCAGAUUUAGUAUAUGAAAAAUACUUUGCAUUUGUUACCAUACCACAAAAGGUUUUAUGUAAAUUUAGAAUCCAAUUCACAAGCAACAGAUUGAGGUCUAAAAGAGACGCUUAAACAGCAUAGAUUUGGGAAAUAGGGUUCGAUUAACAUGUCCCAAAGUCUAACAGAAAUAUAGAGUGAGAAAUGUUUUAAUGUCGGAUAGUUAAUAUAAA
Messenger RNA from Lingula anatina, 4835 nucleotides. Its product is annotated as ATP-binding cassette sub-family C member 4. Gene Ontology annotation, biological process: transmembrane transport. Gene Ontology annotation, cellular component: membrane. Gene Ontology annotation, molecular function: ATP binding; ATP hydrolysis activity; ABC-type transporter activity. The record is from RefSeq and is a predicted model, not a curated record. Lineage: Eukaryota; Metazoa; Brachiopoda; Lingulata; Lingulida; Lingulidae.